Oncorhynchus kisutch (coho salmon) is the source of this 7096-nucleotide messenger RNA. RefSeq names its product ST6 (alpha-N-acetyl-neuraminyl-2,3-beta-galactosyl-1,3)-N-acetylgalactosaminide alpha-2,6-sialyltransferase 6 (gene st6galnac6). Gene Ontology annotation, molecular function: alpha-N-acetylgalactosaminide alpha-2,6-sialyltransferase activity. Gene Ontology annotation, biological process: ganglioside biosynthetic process; oligosaccharide metabolic process. NCBI's taxonomy places the organism in Eukaryota, Metazoa, Chordata, Actinopteri, Salmoniformes, Salmonidae. The transcript is spliced from 6 exons. The coding region runs from base 201 to 1145 and encodes 314 amino acids. The record is from RefSeq and is a predicted model, not a curated record.
UUUGUCACUAUGUUGACGGUCCCUAACUGCUGUUGGUGAACGUAAAGAAGACUACAGGCGAAUAUCCAACCUGAAUCUGUAUUUUCCCGGUCAGAGAUUAGGUUUUGAGAAAGAGCUUGAUAUCUGUAAAUCAUCAUCCUCCUGGGGUGGUGACCAGAAAAGCACAGAACAUGCAAUGUAGCUCAGCCUGACUUGGAAGCAUGGGGAUGAGGCUUGUUGAAAAGCAAGGGCCUCAGAGCCAGAAGAUGGUGAUCUUCGGAGCCAUCUUCCUCCUGAUGACCCUCCUCAUCCUCUUUAGCUCCAACAGCGGCAACGACAUCAGUCCCUUCUACAGUCCCUUCCGGGCGUCCUCGCCUCAUCACCCCAUCAAGGUCACUGACCUCAAGAAAUGGGCAGGGAAGGAGGGCUAUUUGGCUGUCUAUGGAAACAAGAGUCUGACCCUGCACUGCCACCACUGUGCCCUGGUGACCAGCUCCAGCCACGUGCUGGGCAGCGGGGCCGGACCGGACAUCGACCGCGCCCAGUGUGUGAUCCGCAUGAAUGACGCCCCCCUGUCGGGGUUCGAACGUGACGUGGGGAGCCGGACCACCCUCAGGGUGGUGGCUCACUCGAGUGUGUUCAGGGUGGUUCGACGGCCAGCUGAGUUUCUCAACCUCACGGACCACCAGGCAAAUUCUGCAGUAAUAUUCUGGGGACCACCCACCAAGAUUGGUAGAGAGGCUAAAGGAACACUGUACCGUCUGAUCCAGAGAGUCAGCAUGACCUACAGUAACCUGUCCAGCUUUACCAUCACGCCUAGCAAGAUGCACAAGUUUGAUACACUGUUUCAGAAGGAGACAGGGCGAGACAGAGCAAAGUCUCAGUCCUGGUUGAGCACCGGCUGGUUCACAAUGGUGAUUGCGAUAGAGAAGUGUGACAAUAUUAAAGUGUACGGGAUGGUUCCGCCCAGUCACUGUGGAAAAAAGCCCCAGCCCAAGAAGAUGCCUUACCACUACUAUAAACCCAGAGGCACAGAUGAGUGUGUGACCUACCUGCAAAAUGAGAGGGGUCGGAAGGGCCCCCACCAUCGCUUCAUCACAGAGAAACAGGUGUUUGCACGCUGGGCCAAGCAGUAUAACAUCACCUUCACUCACCCAACAUGGUGAGAUGACUAGUUCCUUCAACAAAGUUAGCCCAAGGUAUGAGAGAGGUGACACACACAUCUGGACCAGGGUCCUGUACAGUGCACGAAUACCCUUUUUACACUACUGGACCAACCUGAGCCUAGCUGUAUUGGCCUGGUUGGGCAUCUACCAUACAGUAGUUGCUGGAACUGUGAUGUAAAGGACAACGUGAAAAGAAAAUAUCAGAGCCAGCACGUGUAUGGUAGAGGUCGGCCCUAUUAUGUCAAUCGGGCAAUAAGUUGAAUAUACUUUAUUAUUCUUAUAGAACUACACAUUUCUGUGUCCCCUUCUCCGAAUGGCAGCCAUUUCUGUAGCUCUGUGAUGAACCUGAGCUUAGUUUGUAAACAUUAAUAUACAUUCUGAAUGGGCUUUUUUUUUUUUUACAGUACAAAAUCAAAAAAAAAGGGAUUUUGUAAAUACGGUAUUUCCUGUGUUUGGCAAGGAAGUUUGAAGAGGGCAACUGCAAAAAUAUUUAUUGUAAAUAAACAAAUUAAUUGAUAUUUAAAUAUGUAUUUUUACAUGUUUAUAAUGCUUUUGUUAAAUGUCCUCAAAAGCCCUCACAUAACAAGAUAAUGUCAACUUUACAAAUUGAGGGAAGAUUGUAUUAUUCAAGAAGUUUUAAAGGGGAAAUCUGCAGUAGCUACAUCAAUUUUUUGAACUUGAGGAAUAUAACUUGAGCUUUGUUCAACUUUCUUACCCCAUCAGAACUGAAAAUAUAAACUUGUUUUACUCCAAUGUUUGUAAACAAAUACUGUAUAACCUCAAAGCAAAAACUCAUUUUUAUAUCGUGUUCAGUCCUUGCAUCCAUAGCUCUAUGAAUGAGUGGUUACAUUUCUCCAUCCCUUAGUGAAACAGUGGGAGUACACUUGUUUCAACGCUUUAAAGGAAUUCAUUUGAGACCUUUAUAUGCUUACAGACAGUAUGGCUAAAGUUAUCAGUGACAUGUUGUUUGUAGCAUUACCGUAUCCAAUCUAACCUUUAAUGGCUCAGUGUUAAUAUACCAACAUCAGAACACAAGCUUACAUUUAUAGCGCUGUAGGUUGGCUCGUGCCAAGCCAAUGGAUUCACACCAUGCCUGUUGAAUGUAGGGGUGUGAGCUUCUGUAAGGCAUUCACACAAAUGUGCUAUAUUAGAUACCAAGUAGUUUUAUCCUGUCUAACCACGACAUGGACGAACGUUGCCUCGUCAUCAUGCUUGACCCCAAGCAUUGUGUUCAGCAACUUAUUCUUCACGUAUGUUCUGUAAUGCGUCUUGAGAACAAAUUACAAACUGAUGCAUAUAAAUGACUUAAUUCACCUGGAAUCCUAUACAGAGGGGAUAGUAGAAACAGAGCAAAGCUAGCAUUAGCUUUAACUAGCAAAAUGCUACCAAAGAGAGAGGAUGUAAAUAAGGAAACACCAAGAAUGAGGUCUCAUGGCCAAGACACUAGGUUCUUCUUCACUUGUGCUGUGAUCUCUUACCCUUGAAUAAAUAAAAAAAACAGCACAGAAUAAUAAUAAUUAUUAAUCCCAGCAAUGUCCAUUCAUUCGAACCCAGAAGUAUUUAAAUAUUAAAUUGACUCCUGGGUCAGUUAGCUUCACCCAGUUCCCCAAAAAAAGUGAAUUAUUUUUAGAUCCUUUAGUCUUCCUCUUUGUGAUGGUUUGUCAGUAGCCACUUCCUGUUAUGAACCGUUCGACUUGUCUGGAAAUGCGGCUGUGAUUUUCUGCCUCAGGCUGGACAUGGAGAUCAGGAUGGCCUCCUGUGGAAGACAUGAUCAGAGCAACAGAAUAUAGACUGGUCAGAUUGAACUCCCAGCCAAUAUGACAGAUUAAGGGCCCCGAGAUUUUCCUUCACCAAGUAGGGCACCUGUCAAACUCAUUAAACGGAGGGUUGAGUGUCUGGGGGUUUCGCUGCACCCUUGUACUUGAUUGAUGAAUUAAGGAACUUGGCUCACCUGAUUGUCUAAGGCUUAAUUUAAACAAAAAAACUAAAACCCGCAGACACUCAGGCCUCCGUGGAAUGGGUUUGAGAUCCCUGAUGUAGGGAAACCAUGUUCCAUUGUCAGAGUCUUUCCUGGUCAGGGAAUAACUCUGACCUACAGCAGACAUGUGAACGACAGUUCGCUAUACUCUGUCUUCCCCUGCUACACACUCACCUCUGUGCGGAUGGUUCUGCUGCCCUGGUUGGGGCAGGUGUUGAGGUACAGGUCAAAUAGGACACCGGGGUCCGUCACCUCCAGGUUCUGAUCAGCGUCCACACUGGCCUCCAAGCCCUGCAGACCACCAAACACAACCAACAUGUGCCUGGAGAGUGAAAACAGAAUAAAGUUUCAGGCCAUAUAUAAUCUCAGCUAACCCAGAAUUAAAGUCUUGCAUUAUUGGUCAGCUGCUCGAUUAAAUUCUGGGUCCUUACAUGUUAAGGGAUUAAGAGAUGCUAGAACAAGGAACUCCACCCUCUAUCUUUGCUAGUUACGUACAAGUCUAUGUUCCCUACUCUUCUGAAAUUCUAAAGAUGCUAACGCCUGCGACAUUGUGAUAUGUCAAAAUAACCAGUGACGAAAAACCCCAAAACCAGAACUACUGCUGCUCAUUAUCCCACGCAUUCCCCACAGACUCUACGGUACCAGUUGUUGACGUAGAUCUGUCCACGAGAGAUUCAGUCAUAUACAACAAUGUUAUGUAACACAUGUAAACAGGUCUUCCACCAGACCUUCUUGACCUCAUACUCUGAACUUACUUGAAUGGAGAAAGAGAAGUUUUGUCAACAUCACUGCCUUUCUCAGAUGUUCCAAUGGUCAGAUCAUAGCCCUCUUUAUGUGGACACUCGGUGAACACAUUACCUGCAAUCCAAAUCAACACUUGGUAAGGUGAGAUUAGUAAAUUGAAUGAAACUCUCAACCUCACGAAAUUGAAAAGAAUGGCUCCAGAUGUGGAAGAUAUGUAAAUAAUACACCUACUUAGACUUGAGGCCAGGCGAACACUGUAGCCCCAGUACAGACCACCCUCUGUUCGCGGCUUGUGAGGCGCCACCACCACCCCUUUGUGUAGUCUACCAUCUGUGUAAACACACACACACACAAAAUACUGAGCAACUAUGAGUGAAGCAUCAUAUUUGCAUGUGAAUAGCUGAAACGUACUUCUCAGAAGCGCCUAUUCAUGGAAUCAAAGAUAAGCUGAGUUGGAUGGACAGAUGUGGACCUACCUUUAUUCUGGAUCUUGUUCAUGUGGACAGUGACUCUGAGACCAGACUGUAGCUGCUUAUCUAUCUGCACCUCCUAAAAGUAGCAGAAAAAUACAUCAGUCCUCUACUACAUCCUGCUGCUGUUGGGGUUCAAUAUCAGCACACAGCUUUCUCGGUCCGUUGACCUACGGUUCUUCUUAUGGCAUAUUACCAAACUUUAUCAUCAUAUCGAGACAUCUACUCACCUUCCACAUUCCACAGUUGACUAAGGAGCCUUUUCCUGGUUUGCUAGGCCGAUCGAGGACCACCCCCUCCCGGUACUCACACUCAUCAUCCUUCCUCAUGUGGUGAGGGCUGUCCAGAGGGUUGAGCAAGCCUUAAUGGGAAGGCACCAACACACGGUUAGGGCAACUAUGGCUGUACUAGAACAUUCAUUAUAAUGUUUACGCCAUGACAUAUGUUCAUAUAUGGUUGGGAAAACCAGGAAUGGAGGUGGAGUUUUCAGCUACUCACUCACCGGCAUACUGUAAAUCUUUAUGCAUUGGGAAGAAUGAUUUGCGCAGGUACCUUGGAAAAUAAUACAAAGGGAAGAGGAUUCAAACCAUAGUCAAAGACAGCAGCUGCGUUUGACUUAGUCUGUUAUAAGUCAAUGUAGUACUUACUGUGGGCAUUCCAAGAACUGGAGGAUUCUAGCCAGUUGAAUGCAGGCUUGACCCUUCUUGCCGACACCAUUGAAUUCUCCCGCAACAGUCCUGUGAAAUAAAACAUUGUGGAUCAGUAUAAUUAUACUGCCACUGUCAAGACCUAACAUUUAAAACAGCAUCAAUUUACUAAAGACAUGAGCCUAAAAUAAGAUGCACAGAAACAGAGGUCUUACUUGACAUCCUCAUCUUGUUCGUCAAAUAUGAUGAUCUCGUCGACACAGAACACGACGCAGGCUCUGGCUAUCUGUCCAGCCAGGUAUGUGCGGAGUUCUGUAGACUGGGCAUUGUCCAGGACAGAACCAGGCAAGGCCACGCUCACUGUGUACGACCGUCCUAUGGUUGCAGAUACGGGAGUCAAAAUCAUACAUUAUUUUAUUCUUAUGCAUUUUUAAAGAUAGAGGGAUCAUAGUGGAAUAACCAGUGGGGUGAAAACCUAAUCAAUAUUACCUGAUCGGUUUUCCCUCUGACUCUGCUGCAGUGCUGCCUCAGUCUUCUCCUCCUCCUCUUGCUUCUGCUUGUCAAGUUGAUGAAUAAGCUUGGAUUCUUUGAUUUGCUUCUUGAUCUCUUUUCCUAUUAUUCAAGAAAAAACAUGAGCUGGAUUCACAAAUCAACAAGUAGUAGGAAAGGAAGUCAAGGUGGUUACCUAGUCAGUUGCACAACUGAACACAUUCAACUGAAAUGUGUAUUCGGCAUUUAACCCAACCUCUGAAUCCGAGAGGUGCGGGAGCUGCCUUAAUCGACAUUCACGUCAUCGGCACCCCAACGGCAGAUUUUUCCACCUUGCCAGCUCGGGGAUUCGAACCAGCGACCUUUCGGUUACCGUUAGGCUAAGAUACUAAGCAGUGUACACUUAGCAUCUACAUAGGCACAUGGCAAUAAUUUCCAUUUCAUGUCUUGAGAGUCUGCUUAUAUUCACGGUUGUGAUUUCUGAUGUAGUACAAGACUGAACUCAAUCCCAACUGGGGUCAGAUAACACAUGUCUGUAAAAGUGCGCAUGCCCCGAUAAUCAACCAUCGCGAUUAGUUUGGCAAGUUUUUCACAAUAAUAAAGUUGGAUGAAGGAUGCUUACGUUCCGCUUUCCAUUUCUUCCAAUCUACUCUGUCCUCGCCCUGUAAAACAUGAACAUAUACACACCAUGUUAGUUAGCAUUAUGCUAGCUGGCGAACCGAUGUAAAAUUACAGUCGUUUAUCGUAAAAGAAUCCCUAAAAUCUCAAUAUGUGUCUGACACGAAUGGCCUCUUUUACACAUCAGAAGACAACGUAUGACGUCCAAGUUUAAAAUACCUGAGAAGAGGACAAUUUGGGCUUUUUCGAUGCAACGCUGUCCGUCAUCUUUCCCUGCAACCAACACGUGAAAACAGAAACGGACACUUCCGGUUCGCAUAAUACAUUUUCAAAAUAAAAGUAAUCUACCAGCCUUAAAUCAAACAUGAUUGCUCUAAACAUGUCAUUUACACAAACCUGGUAAAUGUAGAUGAUUUCAUAAAAAGCAGGACUCAUUCAAAUUUAGCCGCUUCAAAACUCUUUAUUUUUACAAGAUCAGCAUACAGUUUUAUGCAAAUAAGCACACUUUGGGACAAUUUCUGAGUAGACCAGUUGAUAAUACAAAAAGAAAAUUCACUAAAAGAUUUAAGGACAUUGUUGGGUUCUGAGAAUAUGAAAUCUACUUCAUGUUACUGAGAGAGGGUCUACACCAGAAGUGAAUGGUUAUAGGAGGAAGGUAUAUAAUGUGUGCAACUAAGCUUGAAAUGUGUUGAGUGCAGGGAAGCGAUUACAUGUGGCAGGCAUUGAUAAGGAGAGACUCAGAAUUAGAACCUUACAGCAUCAAAUACAGUGAUGUCUACCAAAGACAGCAAAUUCAAUGCACAUCUUUCCCUUGGUCUCAUUUUUAAAUGUGCAUUAAUGUCAUUCAGAGCAGUUAAACAAAAAUAUUCAAAUCAACAGUAAUGUGAUAAAAUUAUAGUGCACUCUAGAUGGUGAUCACAUCCAUGCAGGACGGAUGAUUACUCUAAGUGGUUGAUUACUACCGUAUCAGGACAGAUUUGAAAAAAAAAAAAAAAAAACUGCCAA